CUCAUGUGGCGGGUUCGCGGAUUCACUCAAAGUCCGAUUGUUUGGCGUCGCGAGUCUCGCCGGGCGGCUUUCUACCGAUCGCUUAGCAUAACAGCAGCGAGAAGGACGGAUUCUGCACAGCAUGCUCAAAUCCCGGGCGUUGCAACUGAACGUGCCGACUCAGAGCGGAAUUCCAAACGUCCCUGGAAGACAGUUGGCCUGAAAGCCUAUCCGGAAUACUUCACAAUAACUCUGGACAACAAACCUUUGAGGACCCCAGCUGGCAAUCUUUUGACUGUUCCAUCAACAAAGGGAUUGUUCGCAGCCUCGGUUGUAAACGAGUGGGAGCGCCAAAACCGGGUCGUCAAGCAGCAUGCGUUGACAUUGACAUCUCUCGUAUCUGUGGCCAUUGACACGCUCAGUGACCCAGGCGCUCGGGGCGAUGCUCAUAUGGAUCUUUUGAAAUAUCUAAGAACCGACACCAUUCUUUUCAUGGCGAAGGAACCGCCCCAAUUGGUUGAACUGCAAAAAAGGCAUUGGGUACCUAUCCUGGAAUGGGCGCGAGCCGAAUUCAACAUUGCCAUCCCCACUUCCGACACCUUGUUCAUUCAACCUUCACCAGCCCAAGCAGUGCAAACGCUUCAUACAAUCCUAAAAGAGAUGGACCAAUGGACUCUUGCUGCAAUGUGUCGUGCAGUGCAUUCGUCUAAAUCAUUCAUGAUCGGUCUCGCUCUGGUAAAGGGUAGGAUAACCGCCGAGGAAGCAGCAUUGGCCGCACGUGUUGAGGUUCAAAGUCAGAUCAACCGGUGGGGGGAAGUUGAGGAUACCCACGAUGUUGAUUACCGGGACAUUCGACGUCAACUUUCGAGCGCUGCUCUCUUGGCCGCAAACGUGUGAAGCGCCAUCCUUGUCUAGUGUCUGCAAGAAUGCGAUUCAUAAGGGUAUAUAUAGCAGUAUUGUACCAGUUUUCAGCGGCAAGCACGCUUACACAGACCUCAUAAAAUUGGGGAACUAGACCGUGAUACAAACUAAAGUCCAUUGAGUGCGAACGGUGAGGUUGUGCCGUGACCCAUGUCUGUGCGAUAAAUAGCGUGAAGGCAAGAAGGACAUGGGCGUGGGGAGAAUUGCGAGGUAGGGGCAUUAGGCAUACGGUCCAAGUUCUAAGCUUUUAUGGGCCUGCAAGUCACGUAGGACUCCAGGAUCAACUG
Molecule: messenger RNA, 1187 nt
Organism: Cantharellus anzutake
Lineage: Eukaryota; Fungi; Basidiomycota; Agaricomycetes; Cantharellales; Hydnaceae
Product: ATP12-domain-containing protein
Exons: 7
Coding region: 4-876 (290 amino acids)
Biological process (GO): mitochondrial proton-transporting ATP synthase complex assembly
Cellular component (GO): mitochondrion
Source: RefSeq, a predicted model, not a curated record